This is a messenger RNA of Colossoma macropomum (tambaqui), 4284 nucleotides long. It is a transcript of the gene styxl2, whose product is annotated as dual specificity phosphatase 27. Gene Ontology annotation, biological process: negative regulation of MAPK cascade; protein dephosphorylation. The record is from RefSeq and is a predicted model, not a curated record. Lineage: Eukaryota; Metazoa; Chordata; Actinopteri; Characiformes; Serrasalmidae. Bases 65 to 3520 code for a protein of 1151 amino acids. Gene Ontology annotation, cellular component: cytoplasm. Gene Ontology annotation, molecular function: MAP kinase phosphatase activity; protein tyrosine/serine/threonine phosphatase activity. The transcript has 6 exons.
UCACUUCCUCACUGAGAUCACUGCUGUCUGUUCCAGCCUCUCAGCUUAAGAGGACUGUGUGACAAUGGCCUCGCCAAGUGACAACAACACAGAGGGGGACCAAAAGGUUCCUGAUGAGGAUGAAACUCCUGCAGUGAAAGACGUCCAAGCCCAUUACCUACGCUGCCCUUCUCCAAGUUUCUCCAUGAUGUCAGAUCGUUUCUCUACCAUCUCUGACCGGUUCUCCAUGAUCUCUGGGUCAGAUGCUGAAAGCAUCUUCAUGGAACCCAUUCACCUCUCCUCAGCCAUUGCUGCAAAACAGAUCAUCAAUGAGGAAUUGAAGUCCAAAGAGCUAAAGCUGGCAUCGACCCCAGAGAGCAUGCUGGAGACAGCAGAGCAACUAAUGGUGGAGGACCUUUACAAUCGUGUGAAGGACAUGAUCGAUGACCGCAGCCCCUAUAACACACCCUGCGUGUUGGACAUCCAAAGAGCUCUGGUUCAGGACCGCCUGGAGGCCCCAUUGAACCCAGUGGAUGAAGUCUGGCCUAACAUCUUCAUUGGUGAAAAAUCAGUAGCAGUGAACAAGGCUCGGCUGAAGCGUCUUGGCAUCACUCACAUUUUGAACGCAGGCCAUGGCACAGGAGUCUACACAGGCGACAGCUUCUACCAGGGAAUGAACAUCACUUACAUGGGUAUCGAGGUUGACGACUUCUCUGAUGCAGACAUCUCACCACAUUUCCGAACAUGUGCCGAGUUUCUCGAUGAGGCUUUGCUGACUCAUAGGGGGAAAGUGCUGGUGGAUUCCAUGAUGGGAGUAAGCCGCUCAGCGGUGUUAGUUGCUGCUUAUUUAAUGAUCUUUCACAACAUGUCCAUCAUGGAGGCACUGAUGGAAAUCAGAAAGAAACGUGCAAUCAACCCCAAUGAGGGCUUCCUGAAGCAGCUGCGUCAGCUCAAUGAAACCCUGAUGGAGGAACGAGACGAAGAUGAUGACGACACUCUCAGUCAAUGCUCCGUAAUUGACGCUCGGGCUCACCUCGAUGAGGAAGAAAGCAUGUUUGGAGUCAAAGCUAAUUCCAUCAUGGUGGAGGAGGAGGAGGACAGUGCGAGUGUUAUGAGUAGUGUUGCUUCAUCUGCAGCUGCUGCUGCCCUGAAAGUAGGCAUUGUCGGAGGCCCCAAUGGACCUGACCAGAAAGCAACUGCCAAGGACCCUUCUCUCCCUGGGAAAGAUGGCGAGGAUGAGGAUGAACAUGUGAACAAAAUGAUUCGGGAGUGGCAGAAGCGGAAUGAAAAGUACCAGAAUGAAGACUGGUGGGAAGCCCAGCUAAUGUGUGAUGAUGAGGAUACAGAGUCUCUUGCAGAGGCCGGAAAGCGUCCGGUUCCUCGGCCAGAGGAUCUGGAGAGUGUGACCAGUGAAGAUGUGCAGAUGUUGAAGGAACAGGUUAAGCGUCAGCCUCGCCGACCCCCCUCAGACUCAAUGUCUACCACUAGCUGCAGUAGUUACGCUGACCUCUGGAAGCAGCGUCUAAAGGAGAUUGAGGAGCAGGCUGCUGCAAGGUAUCGUCUCAAGGAAAGAGAUGAGGACGCAAGUAGCGAGGCAAGCCAAAAGAAGAUAGAUGACGAUCUAGAGAGUGUACUCUCUGACUCAAGCUCCAUGUACUAUUUCUGUCAGAAAAACAAGGACAAACUGACUCCCCUGGAGCGGUGGAAGAUUAAGAGAAUACAGUUUGGGUGGAACAAGAAAGAACAAGAGGCAGAGAACAAGAGUGGGGAGCAAAAGGAAGGUGAGGCAGAGAGCCCUGCUCCUUCUUUGGAGGACGUCAACUUAACAGCCUAUCAGACAUGGAAGUUGAAGCAGCAGAAGAAAUAUGGGGGUGAGGAGAACAAAGAUGAGAUUCUGGAGAUAAGCCGUGGAGAGGAUUCAGCCACCAUCAAGAGGAGACAGCGGAGAGAAGAACUCUUGGAGCGCUCCAGGAAAACGCUAGAGGAGAGCCAAUCUGUGUGUGGCUGGGAAACUGAAAGCACACUCAGUGGAAGUAUCCCUCUGUCUGCUUUCUGUGCUGGUGCAUUUCCUUCUGCAAGUGUUGCAGGUGAUGAUAACAUGUCCGUGCUGAGUGGCAGAUCAUCUGUCCUUUCAGGCCGUAGCACCCGCUCCCAACCCUCUGUCCCACCUGCCCCACCUGAACCUCCUGUCCCAGUGCUGGGACCCAAUGGAGAACCAAUGGUGAACAUAGCAAACAUUCAGAACUGGAUUGCAAACGUAGUUAACGAAACACUCAUGCAAAAGCAAGCCGAAAUGAUGAUGACAGGAAGUCUUCCACCAUCUCGAGCAGGGUCUGUUUUCAGUCUGGGUGCUGGCACAGGGAUGGGACAGGGACGCGGAGUGGAUGAUGAUAAGUCCUCUGUUCUUAGUGGAUCAUCCUAUUCCAGCUCGUUACCUCGCAGUAGGGCUGAAUCUGUGCUUUCGGCUGGCGGGAGGGCUGCGUCUGUACUUUCUGCAGGUGGACGGGCAGAGUCUGUUCUAUCCGCUGGAGGAGCGUCUAGUCUCUCUUCAGUUUCUGGGUUAGGCUCUCGUAGGAGCAAAAUCACCACCACCAGUGUACCGCUAUACAGCUUAUUCCAAGACCAGGUAAACCUGCACAAACUUGACACCAUGGAGAAGGAAAUUAAGUCUGAUAUGAGACAAAAGAUGGCCUCAUAUGAGAUAAAGAAGAUUGCAGAAGACAACAAGCGCAGUACAUUGUACAAGAAGAAAAAGCAAAAGGAUGAGGACGAAGAUAAGGAGGAUGAAAGCACCCUUGGAAAGUCAAGUGGAUUUAGCAGCAAUGAAUUAUCAACCAGCCCCUGUGAGAAACCAAAACCCAAAAAAGAUUUUGGUCGUUCUGGAAUACUCAACCUUCCUGCCUCAGCAAACUCCAGUUGCAGUAUUGACGAAUGGCUCAAAAAUGUAAGACCCCCCUCAAGCAAGGUAAGAGGGUAUGAUGAAGAUACAGCUGAACCUCGCAUGUCCAGGCCAACAUACGGAGAACCCCCAGAGCCUGCAGAGUUUGAUUUUCCGAGCCGGAGAAGCUCAAUUGUAGCACAGGAAGGUGAUGAGGAGGACUAUGGCUUUGCAUCGAACAAUAUUUCCCGAUAUGAAGUUGACAGCGAUUUGAGCAGAGAUCCCAGUCCAGAAUUCAGUUAUCAAUCAAGGAGGACGCUUCUUGGGGCAGAGUCCUCCUGGAAUGGAACAUCAGAGUCUAGUCAUCACAGAACUGGGAGACGCUAUGCUAGACAUGAGGAAACAGAGGAGGAGGAUAGUUUCCAGGAGCACUCAGCAAAGCGGAAAUUUACUCAUACAUCGCGAUUUGAUGACAGUGAGAUAACAGGACGGACAAGAACAAGACAGAACGAUGAUGAAGAUGAGGAGGUAUCUGCUUUUAUCAACCGCAUCAGACAGAGGGCAAGAGACCGUGUAGCAGAGGAGUUAGAGGAUGAUGAAGUCCUUUUGGCAUGGAGGAAACAAGCAGAAGCAAAAUCUCUUAAUAAUGGCAACAACUCCUAACAAGAGACUUUGCUGUUUUUGUGUAGAGGACUGGAUCCAAAUCUCACAAAUGAGAUGGAGGCAGUAGAAUUUGGAACAGUGCUAGUCUCUAAUUUUAAUUCAUAAUUUAAUGCUUUCGAUUUCAUCCUCUUAAUUGUAGGGGCAGAAAUUUGUAGUUUAAAAAGCACAGAAUGUCCAAGAGUGUUGUAGACAAUGUAUUAACAUCUACACUGGCCCCAAAAAGCAUUUGGACAGUAACCAUUGAUGUUUUUCCUUGAUGAAGUUUUUAGGUCACCUCAUAAAAUAUUUAAACAAAAUUAUAUUUGUUUCAGAAAAAAUCACUUUUAGCACAACAUCAGAGUGUGUCCUGUGUGGAGAAAGACUGAAGAAGGAUUCCAACCAGACUGCACUAACAGUACUGUAAAGCACAGAGGUGCUUAUUCUUACAGUGGUCUUGGUGGGCUUGUGUGUAUUGAUAGGAUCAUGAACUCAUAAGUGCACAAGGCAUUUUGGACACAAAUCUGCAUAAGUCUACACAGAACUUUUAAAAAGAAUACUUUGCCAAAUUGGAAUGGUCUAUUUACAAUAAAUGCCACAUGAUAUUUUGUUUCCUAACACAAUGAUGGAACAAAUGUCCAAAUACCUUUUGGGGCCACUGUACAGUGCUGUUACUAAGAAACAACAUCCCUCCACUAUCAACAGUCUCCACUAUGCCUAUUCCUAUUCCAACUUUGUAUAACUAUUAUACUUUAUGAUACUAUAAUAUAAAACACUUGUUCAAACUA